Molecule: messenger RNA, 519 nt
Organism: Prorocentrum cordatum
Lineage: Eukaryota; Dinophyceae; Prorocentrales; Prorocentraceae
Source: the annotation of a GenBank genome assembly
AUGGCCAACGAGGGCCUCACGCCCAAGAUCACUGACGUCCGCCCCAUCAGCAACUUGGAGACCAUGAAGAAGCAGAAGACGCACGACCACCAGAGGGAGGACCACACGCCCGUCACGGAAACGGCGACUUGGACCAUUGACAAAUUCAAGAACGAGCUCAAUAACGACAAGUUCAAGAACGAGCUCAACUCGACUGCUUUACCAGCAUGGGACAUGAACUACGACGAGCACGUCUACUAUCACAUGUUGACCAUCAUGGAGGCGUGCAGCGAGACGCAUCAGCUCCACUACCUUGCGCACUACACCGACGGCAACCUUGACCACACGACAUUCCUCAACAUCGCAAAGCAGUGGAUCCACGCGACCCGAAAGUGCAUCGUCAGAAUGGCCGACAGGGGUUACGACCAUUUCUUGGAAGGGCAGGCGCAGCUAGCCAUGUCGGCCAAAGAACAAGGCGACUUCUUCACCGAGUGGAAGUACACCAAGAAGUUGCUCUUUUUCAGCGGAAGAAGAGACUGA